Symbiodinium sp. CCMP2456 is the source of this 1354-nucleotide messenger RNA. Lineage: Eukaryota; Dinophyceae; Suessiales; Symbiodiniaceae. The record is from the annotation of a GenBank genome assembly.
GGUGGCCAAGGCAGCUGUAGAGGCCGAGAGGCAGGCCGCAGUGGAUGCCAUGAUGAAUCCCGAGUGCUCUGAGGAGGAGGAAUCCGAGGAGGAACCAGCGCCGAAGGCAAACGCCUCGGACUUCCGUCCGCCACCGCGCGCGGCGGCGCAGCGGGCGGAGGAGAAAGAAGCCGAACAGCGCAUGCGCGAGGAAGCCGCGCAGCGUCGACAAGAGAAGCUUGCCGAACGGGCGGCAGAGCGAGCAGAAAAGACUUCGGGGAAGAAGGACAUGGCUGCUCUCCUCGAGAAGGUGGCUCAGCAAGGUGAAGGGAAGCUGUCCAACAAGGAGCGCAGACUUUACGCCAAGCACCUUGAGAAGCAGAAGGAAGAGGCAGAGGAAGAGGAGGCCGCAGCGGCCAAGGCCACCAUGGGUGCCGAGGCAGCACGACUCGAAGAGGAGCUGAGAGCUUUUGCAGUGUCGUUGCCGAGUGGCUUGGAGCCCACCAAGGGUGCCGUCGACCUACACCUGGAAGGCUUUUCCAUCUCUGCAGGGGGCCAGCGACUCUUCGACGACGCGGCGCUGAAGCUGGCGAAGGGCCGCAGAUAUGGCCUCUUGGGCCCCAAUGGUGCCGGCAAGACGACUUUGCUGAAGCACUUGGCGACCCGGAAGCUCCCUUUACCGGAGCGCUGGACCGUGACCUUGGUGCAGCAGGAGGCUGAGGCCACAGAGCUGCACGUGGUGGACGAGGUGCUCUCGGCUGACACGACGCGUCGCAACUUGCUGGCUUCCGAGGCUCGCCUCUUAGAGAAGCUCGAGUCUUUCGGCGAAGGAGAGGAGGCAGAAGAAUUGCAGAAGCUCUGCGACGAGCUGAGCGCGGUUUGUGACGACCUGGAGGCCAUGGGCGCAGAUGCCGCCGAGGCUCGUGUGAGGAAGAUCCUCUGCGGCCUUGGGUUUACGAGCGAGAUGAUCGAUGGGCCGGUCAACAUCUUGUCCGGAGGGUGGCGGAUGCGUGUCUCCUUGGCCAAAGCGUUGUUCCUGGAGCCCGACCUCCUACUGCUAGACGAGCCUACAAACCAUCUCGACCUGGAUGCUGUGCUUUGGCUGGACGAGUAUCUCUGUGAAUACCCAAAGACACUUCUGGUGGUUUCCCAUGAUGCCGACUUCCUUGACUCUGUUUGUACAGACGUCCUCCACUUGGAGGAGCGCAAGCUCAUCCCUUACCGUGGCGGCUAUACGGAGUUUAAGAAGGGACAUGCAGCACGGGUGCGCGAUCGAGAGAAAGAGUUCAAAAAGCAGCAGGAGGACAAGAAAGCCGGAAAGAAGCAGCAUCCGGACGAGGCGCGCUUUGUAACGCACUGGAAGCGAGUCCCAUAA